Messenger RNA from Lathyrus sativus (Indian pea), 363 nucleotides. Lineage: Eukaryota; Viridiplantae; Streptophyta; Magnoliopsida; Fabales; Fabaceae. The record is from the annotation of a GenBank genome assembly.
AUGGAUUUGAAAAAUGCUAUAUUUCUCAACCUAGGCCUCUUGGCUAUGAUUCUUCUUAUCUCCUCAGAGGUGUCAGCGAGGGACUUAACUGAGAAGGGUUUGGUUGAUGAAAAGACAUUUAAUAAUGGCAUCUUUGGUCAUGGAGGCUACUAUGGUAAUGGUUAUCCAGGUUAUGGUGGUUAUCCGCGUAAUAGUGGUGGAUAUAACAGUGGUUAUGGUGGUGGCUAUCCGGGUAAUUAUGGUGGCUAUAAUGGUCGCUUUGGUAGUGGUUAUCCAGGUAUUGAUGGUGGUUACAAUGAUGGUAUAGGUGGAUAUGGUGGUGAAGAUGUAGAUGGGCAAACUAAAGACGAUACACAUAAUUGA